Scomber japonicus (chub mackerel) is the source of this 1824-nucleotide messenger RNA. RefSeq names its product amidohydrolase domain containing 1 (gene amdhd1). Lineage: Eukaryota; Metazoa; Chordata; Actinopteri; Scombriformes; Scombridae. The transcript is spliced from 9 exons. Gene Ontology annotation, molecular function: imidazolonepropionase activity. The record is from RefSeq and is a predicted model, not a curated record. Gene Ontology annotation, cellular component: cytoplasm. The coding region runs from base 55 to 1353 and encodes 432 amino acids.
CCUGUUUCCUAAACUACACUCUGCAACAACAGAAUCUGAAGAAACUGAAUUAAAAUGUCCAACAAGUACAGACUACUGGUGAAGAACGCCAAACAGGUGGUUCUGAUCUGCAACAAUGGAGAGAAAUACCUGACGAAGACUGGGAUGCAAAGUCUUUGUGUGAUUGAAAAUGGGAGCGUUGUAAUAGGGAGUGAUGGGCUGAUUAAGGCUGUGGGGCCUGCUGACACCAUCAGGGCUCAGUAUCCAGAAGCGUCUUUUGAUAAAGUGAUUGAUGCAACAGGAAUGUGUGUCCUGCCUGGGUUGGUUGACGCCCACACUCAUCCAGUUUGGGCUGGUGACCGGGUACAUGAAUUCGCAAUGAAGCUGGCAGGUGCCACCUACAUGGACGUACACCGGGCCGGUGGAGGGAUCCACUUCACGGUGGAGCACACUCGAGCUGCGGCGCCCUCGGAGCUGCUGGCCUCACUGAGCAGCAGGUUGGUUCGGAUGCAGCGGGCGGGUACCACUCUGGUGGAGUGUAAGAGCGGCUACGGCCUGGAGCUGCAGACUGAGCUCAAGAUGCUGGAGGUGAUCGAAGCGGCCAGACGCACCCUGCCCAUCAACAUCUCCUCAACCUACUGUGGAGCCCAUGCAGUGCCCAAAGGGAAGACAGUAGCAGAGGCCACAAAGGACAUUCUGCAGGUUCAGCUGCCUCUGCUGAAGGAUCGUAUGUCUGCUGGGACUCUCAGAGUCGACAACAUUGAUGUUUUCUGUGAGCAGGGAGUGUUUGACCUUAGCUCAACACGCUCCAUCCUGCAGGCUGGCAAAGACAUGGGCCUCAACAUCAACUUCCAUGGAGAUGAGCUCCAUCCUAUGAACUCUGCUCAGUUGGGAGCAGAGCUUGGAGCCUUAGCCAUCAGUCACCUGGAGGAGGUGACAGAUGAGGGGAUUACUGCCAUGGCAAAAGCAAAAACCGCUGCAGUCCUUCUACCAACUACAGCUUACAUUCUUCGACUGCCUCAGCCCCGGGCCAGAAACAUGUUGGAAGCUGGAGUAAUUGUUGCCCUCGGCAGCGACUUCAACCCCAACGCCUACUGCUGCUCCAUGCCAAUAGUCAUGCACCUGGCCUGCGUCAAUAUGAGGAUGUCCAUGCCUGAGGCUUUGGCAGCGGCCACCAUCAAUGCAGCCUACGCCCUUGGGCGCUCCCACACACACGGCUCCCUGGAGGUCAACAAACACGGAGACCUGCUGGUCCUCAACACCACACGAUGGGAGCAUCUGAUCUACCAGCUGGGUGGACAUCAGGAGCUCGUCCGAUACGUCGUCAUCAAAGGCAACGUAGUCUACGAUAACGACAAAACUGUGGACUUAUAACCAGGGAGAAAGAUCAUUCCGCCUAUUAAGAAAUGUGCUAAGUCCAAUGAAUCAAUGUUACUAUCUUAACAGUAUUAAUGAAUUCUCCACAGAUCAAUGUUUUUAAAGGUAAAAUGUCACGUUUGAUGUCUCUCUAUUCAUGUAUCUCUGUUACUGUGAUGGCUAACAGACAUUAGGUCAGCUUAUUCAGUGAUUACACAUAAGAGGAAUUUCAUUAUCAGCACAGAAACAGGUUAAAUAUUUGGCACCUCAGAUGAUCAGAGUUUAUUGAUUUAGUGCUAUCUGACCUGUAGCUGUAACUCUGCAACGACCUGGUGUUCACUCCGCUCUUAUCCGUGUAACCAAAGAGUGUUUUGUGAGGUGAAAGCAGACACAAAAAACUACAGAAUAAAGAUUGGUGAAGCAAAAGUAACAAAAGUCAAUGAGUCACUAUCACCUGAAACUAAACAUCAAUUAAACCUUUCACACAUG